Molecule: messenger RNA, 1071 nt
Organism: Mesorhabditis belari
Lineage: Eukaryota; Metazoa; Nematoda; Chromadorea; Rhabditida; Rhabditidae
Source: the annotation of a GenBank genome assembly
AUGACGACUCGAGUUGCCUCCUUGGCAGCCGUUGGCCUCUCGGCUUCGGCCAUUCUCUUGGCUCUCUUUGCUGUCAACCAAAUCUUCAAUGAUAUUUACGAUAUCCGUGCUGAGCUUGACUCGGAGAUGGACGCCUUCAAGGUGCAAGCUGAUUCGCUCUGGCGUGAUUUGAGCCGUAUGCCUCGUAAGAAGCGUCAAGCUUACGGAGGAUAUGGAGGAGCCGGAGCACCACCACCAAGCUUCCCAUCAGGCGGUGAUCAAGGAUACGGACCUGGAGGAUCUGGUGGACCAAACUUCGGUGGACCAAAUGGACCGGCUGGACCAGAAGGACGUGUUCCUGGACAAGUUGGAGUUCCUCCAAGCAUCAACCAGUUCAAUCAUGAUGGAAGCCCAGCGGCCACUCCUGAGAACCAAGGAAAGUGCAAUUGUCAAGCGGACAACAAAUGCCCUGCUGGACCUUCCGGACCCAAGGGAGAGAAGGGACAUGAUGGACCAGAUGGUCUUCCUGGAAUCCCUGGAGUUGACGGACAAGAUGCUGAGGAUCAAAAGGCUCAGACCCAACAACUUGAUGGAUGCUUCACUUGCCCACAAGGACCUCAAGGACCACCUGGACCUACUGGAAAACCUGGACCACGAGGAAUGCGCGGAGCCCGUGGACAGGCUGCGAUGCCUGGACGUGAUGGACAACCAGGAUUCCCCGGAUCGAUCGGACCAAAUGGACCACCUGGACCACAAGGAGAGGAAGGACCUCAAGGAGAGCCUGGACUCGACACCGAGCACCAGAUCGGACUCCCCGGACUCAAGGGAGAGGCUGGACCCACUGGAGAACAAGGAGAACAGGGAGAGCAAGGAGACACGGGAGCUCCUGGACCACAAGGAACCCCUGGAGAGCGCGGACCUCGUGGGCCAAAGGGAGAGGAUGGAGCUGCUGGACAGGCUGGAGAGCCUGGAGAGGAGGGAGAACCAGGAAAGGACGCCGAGUAUUGUCCCUGUCCUCGUCGCGGACAAGCGAGCCCCGUACUCUCAGGAUCGUACUCUCAGGGAGAGGCUGCUGGUGGAUCGCAAGGAUAU